Molecule: messenger RNA, 1095 nt
Organism: Penicillium samsonianum
Lineage: Eukaryota; Fungi; Ascomycota; Eurotiomycetes; Eurotiales; Aspergillaceae
Exons: 4
Coding region: 1-1095 (364 amino acids)
Source: RefSeq, a predicted model, not a curated record
AUGGCGCCUCCCUCAGCCACACUCGUUCACUCCCUUGGUCAUAAUACCUUGGGAAAGGUAGACAUCGCUGUUCAGUCGGUCCUUUUGGCUAUUGUUUUUGUUUCUGUCGGUCUACGGUUAUGGUCGCGACGAUUGCAGUGGAUUUCGCUGAAAUUGAAUGAUUUGUUGAUUAUAGUUGCGACGUUCUUUAUGAUCGGUCGCUAUGUGGUAGAAAUCAUUAUGGUUGUGCUGUGUGGAAUGGGGCUGCAUUCCACCGAAGUAGCCCAGGUCGGAGGGUCCGAAGUUUUUAUCCAAUUCAAUGAGCUUACAUAUGCGGGUGAUCUUCUCUGGGUCACCGUGAUCGCCUUGAUCCAGUUGUCAAUUCUUAACUAUUAUGUGCACAACUUCGGUCAACGCGCUAUUACCUUGCUAGCAUAUGUGAUCAUGGGUCUAUGCUCGGCUCUCUGGGUUACAGGUUUCUUUGCAACUGCAUUUUUUUGUACCCCGCCAAAGAGAAUAUGGCUUCCCGACACUCUGGGUCAUUGCGGAGAUCGCAAAAUGUUGCAUACCGGUGUCAAUGCCGGUGAGGCAAUUCUCAGCUUCUUUGUUGUCAUUCUUCCUAUCCCUUUGAUAUGGGGCAUGCCCUUAUCGAAGACUAGAAAGACUGCACUGGUGUGUAUCCAAGUGCUAGGGCUGGCAAUCACUGCAAUUAUUGCUGUCCGCAUGAAAAUCGAGUUCGACCUCGACCCAGAAGAUCCAACCCACAGCUCUGCCAGGAAGUCAAUACUUUCAUGUAUCGUGCCUCUUCUGGGAAUAAUUGUUGCCUGCCUCCCAACCCUAGAACCAGCCAUUCAAAGGAUCUUCAGAAUAUCAGCGCCUCCACCUUCAGCUCAUACAUCUAUAUAUGAUCCAACUUUUGCGAGGUAUUGGAAGACGACGGUUCUUUCGGGUAGGGGGUUGGAGGAACCAGAGAUGCCUCUGGUCACUCUUACUCAGCCAUUCAUGGCAAAGAUGGGCUAUCUUGCUCCUGGGAAUAUCCAGGUCACUUCACAUUGGGAGAUUCAUUCAUCGCGAGGUUCAGCAAGACUCGAUAGAUCACCCGUGCGGCAGGCCUGA